GGACCGGGAGCCUCCACCGGCAGAUCUCCGGUGAUCGGCGGCGGCAGAAGGACGCGCACCGAGCGCCGCUCCCCAUCCCGCACCCUCCGGCUCGGACACGGACUUUAACCAACCGUGAGGACUCCGGGAGCCUCUCAGCCUCUUCUCUUCUGCAGCUGCUCGUGUUUUCAUGCCUCACACACUUUAACAUGGCCUCGUCCGUCGGCGGAGCAGAGGAGAACCGGGUGUCCGCGCUGACGCCCCUCAAGCUGGUGGGUCUGGUGUGCGUGUUCCUGGCGCUGUGCCUGGACGUGGGGGCCGUGCUGAGCCCCGCGUGGGUCACGGCGGACGACCAGUACUACCUGUCCCUGUGGGUGUCCUGCUGGAAGCCCGUCAGCUCCGUGGACUGGUCCUGCAGCAGCACGUUGGCCGCCGACUGGCAGAUCGCCAUGCUGGCCCUGCUGCUGGGAGGAGCUGCCCUCACCCUGCUGGCCUUCCUCAUGGCUCUGGUGGUCUUGCGCUGCUUCGGCUCCUGGAGUCACUGCUACAAAGUGGUGGCCAUCAUGCUCUUCUCUGCAGUGGUGCUCCAGGUUUGCAGCUUGGUUCUGUUUCCCAUCAAGUUCAUAGAAUCUGUCAGCCUGAGGGUCUACCAUGAGUUCAACUGGGGCUACGGACUCGCCUGGGGAUCCACCAUCUUCUCUUUUGGAGGCGCCAUCCUCUACUGCCUCAACCCCAAGAACUACGAAGACUACUACUAAAAACAAGUUAGGGUUAACCGGACCCUAACAGGACUCUCUUUCACUCCACUCCAGGAACUCUAUCUGUUGCUGAACAGAAAAAACAAACACUGAUUGAUAGUUUGAGAACUGCGAACUUGCUGUCUCACUGAACCUGGAAAAGAAACUCACAUUUCUCUGAGGAGAUGUGGCAGCAGCGGAAUAAAAGAAACCCAAAACCUCCAUGGCAGUUUUUUCAGAUAAUGGCUGCGUCCCCUUUAAGUGUAACUCCAGUAGGUCUUGGAUUUGGGCAGAGAAUCUGGAGGGAACAGAUGGAUUCUCCGACCACAUACCCAGACGGAUCGCCAGGCUAAUUAAGCAAUUGGAGCAGAGAAGGAAGAGGAAAACGUCCCAUUGAAGUGCUAUCCUGAGGAUGACAGGGCACACCUACGGAAUGCCACAUUUCCCCAGAGAUGUUCGACAUACAUCUGGAGCCUUUUUCCUCCGAUAGACGGCUGGAAACUCGACUUUAUUCUCUCAAUAACCCAUGUGAGGCAGUAAAAACAUUCCACAGGCACCUUCUAAAUGAAUCACGCUGGUGACAGGAGCCGGUUUUUCACCAGGACGACCUUCAACUCAUGCGCACCUGCUUCUUUUUUUCAUAAAAUGGUUGUAUUAUAUGUAAUUAUGUGCAGUAUGAAGUCGUUUUAAGGCAGAUUUAUGGGAAGAAAGGCGGCAAAUGACCGUGUCGGCUGCACAGAUCAUGUGCUCAGGCCUCCACAUGUGAUGCCUCCUCAUCUUCCUCUCAGUAGAAUAGACUGUAGUUGAAAAAAAAUGCAACUUUUUGUUCACAUCUGAGGUCAAUAGUGAGAGUAUCAGGAGCAGCAUGACGAGGACCGUGGGAUAGAAAACCGGAGGGACGACCUACGAGGCAGGAAAAAUUAGGUAUGUCAAGAUGAAAUCAGAGUUUUCAGUGUCAUGACGUUUCUUUUAGCCUGAUGCUACACAGCUAGCCUGCUCUGGAGGAGGAUUAGGUAAAGGUUAGGUCAGGGUAUUUAAAUUAGCGAUAAAAAGUGCUCAUUCUUUGACUGUCAGCUGAGGUUUUAUCUGCAAGCUUCCUGUUCUUAAUUCUGCUGAAAUAAGCCAUGCAGCUAGGGUAGCACCAACUUUCUGUAUUCAAUUGCAGCAAGAAUCUACAGUUAAUCAUGCAGAAAAUUCAUAAAUACAUUGCGAUAUUUGGUCGUGAUUUGCAGUAGCUAAUAAAACAAAGAUUGAAAAACUGAUGAGUAGGGUUACGGUCAGUAAAUAAUAUGUCAGUAAAUAUUAUGAUAAUUUAAUUUGGCCAAAAAUAAAAAUAUUUUCCAUGUCUUCAUUAUCGGAACUAAAAUAACUUCUAAAUGAUCAAUUUUUUAAAAGUUUUAGAGCUCUAACAUGUUGCUGUCAUGUUAGAAAUAAUCAGUUUUCUAUCUGUAUUUCUCACAUCAUUUGCAGUAAUGGUGCUGCUUUUUCCUGUAAUAAAUGUAUUUUUUCCUCACAGCUCUCCAUUAAAACAACCUGUUUAACCUGU
Molecule: messenger RNA, 2262 nt
Organism: Acanthochromis polyacanthus (spiny chromis)
Lineage: Eukaryota; Metazoa; Chordata; Actinopteri; Pomacentridae
Gene: tmem47
Product: transmembrane protein 47
Exons: 3
Coding region: 189-737 (182 amino acids)
Biological process (GO): cell-cell adhesion
Cellular component (GO): cell-cell junction
Source: RefSeq, a predicted model, not a curated record